UGCACAUUAAGCAAAACGGGAGCUUGGAAACAAUGUCUUGGCAUCUUUCCGCAGCUGUGCUCAUCUAAUUAUUCUCUCACGUUUAAUUUUUAUAGAUGUUUUCCUUGAGCCUACGACACAGGCACACGGGAAAGAAAAGGUGUGCACAGGGAUGGAAAGUGCUCCUGAAGCGCCUUGUCCUCCCCACCGUGUCCCCAGCCCCUCUCCCGCUGCUCCUCCUCGCGCGUCCCGGUGGAGACUGUCUACACGCAGAGGCAUGGGCUGGAUCCCCAGCCUCUUUUCUUUGCACAUCCGGGGCGGCACAAGCUGCACCCGCUGCUCCGCCCUCUCCCGCCCUCCCCGAGGCCCGCACCUCGGACGACCCCGCCUCGUCACCGCACAGCGGCCUCCCGGCCCCUGCCCCUUGCGUGCUAUUCUGUUGCGUCGACGGGCCACGGGCUAUUUGGCGCCCUGGGGAUGGGUGUGGAGAUGUCCACGCACAUCCCUACGUUCUCUGCCCUCAGCUUGAUGAAGUUUUCCGUGUGUGUCCACCAUGGAAGCUUCUCCCGGACCCCAGAGGACCCUCACGCCCGUUCCCAGGCAGGGACCCCUCCCCAGGCCAGAAAGACCGAGUCCCCCUGGCGUCCCUCUCGUCUUGUGUCCUGCACUCUGCCAACCGCACUGAGCCUCAGGCCAGAAGCUGCGAAGACAAGAACUUGCUCUGCCCAGCCCCCUCCUCCCCUGAAGAUCCGCUUCUGUUCACUGUCCAGAACCUCCAGGUGUUUGCUUUCGACAUCACGCUCAGGUUUUAUCAUCGUGCUCGGGAAGGGAAUCAUUCGGUCGUUACCAGACGUGGAGAGCCUCUGCUUGCCUCCCAGGGCCCUUCGAGUGUCCUUUUAUCUCCUAGCUGGUUCUUGGCGGGAGAAGGGGAAGAGAGGAGAACUUUUUCAGCACUGGGUUCCAGCUGGUUCUCUUACUCACUAGCUACGUGUCCUUGGGCAGGUGGCCCCCCUCAGCUUAGUUUUCCCAUCUUCGGAGCCUGGUGCCGUGGGACUACUGCAUGAAAGGGGAAAGGCGUGCAUUUCCACAGUGCUGGGUCCGAGCUUGGUCCCAUCACUGUCUUCCCAAGCAUCUCUGGUGCCCCUGGAAGAAGAAGUCCAAGCUGGUGCUGGCCAGUGUUUCAGCCCCAUUAAUUCCUCCAAGCAGUUGGCUCUGGGAAAGGCCUCUUCUUAUUUCCUGCCAGGAAAACGAAACUUUAAAAACCGAUGCAGGGCUGUGUUAUUCAGAAUCCUCGCACUUGACGUCCCCAAACCAGUUCUGCUCAGUAGGCUCCGCUUCGAAGCCACUGCCAGGGAAAACACGACGCAGGGAGAAGCUGUGCGGCCCAUGCAAGGCGCUGCAGAAUCGGGCCCUGGCCCCGGGCGGGCUCCCACAGCGCUGCUGUCCUGCUUCUGAGACUGGCUGGUUUGUUUCCCGGACACUUGUUUACUGAGCGUCCACUGUGCCCGUCGCUGCGCUGGGUGCCGGGGCCACAGCAGCAAACAAGGCACACAGGUCCUGCCUUCACAGAGGGGCCGUCUGGCCGGAGGCCUGGAUGUGAGCCUCGCCAUCGCACCCGGGGGUAAAGCCGCAGAUGUCCUAGGGUGUGGAGCGGGGGGGCAUGGUGUUGUGUGUGCAUAAGGCAGGGACUUGAUUUGCUCAAGGAGGCUGGUGGGAGGCCCCGGGGAAGUGACAUUUCAGCUGAGGUCUGGAGGAUGAGUGGAAUUUAACAAGGGUGAGGCCCAGGCCCUGUGGUGGGUGGGGCAUGGUAAGUUCCCGAACAGACAUGGGGUGGGGUGGGAGAACACCGUGGGGAGAUGGGCAAGGAAGGUGACGUUACAGAGGUGUGCCAUCGAGUUGCCCGAGUUAGCAAAUAAAAAUACAGGAUGCGUGGUUCAAUUUGAAUUUUAGGUGAGCGCCGAAUAAAUUUUGUGGCAUAAGUAUAUCCCAAAUGCUGUAUCGGAUAGACUUAUACUAAAAAAAAAUUUUUUUUUGAUUUGUUGUUUAUCUGAGAUUCCAGUCGAACUGGGUAUCUUGAAUUUUCUCUGGCAAAUUUAUGUGCAAGGCCUUGCAGAUCAGGCAGGGAACUCGUUCCCGAACCAUGAACAAAGGGAGGAUGUAAGCCAGGAGCGGCACGAGUUAGCCAGCGUCUUGAGCCAGUCAGCUGGCAGCUGAGGGAGAACGGACGGGGAGUGGGCGAGGGGCAGGGAGUGCAGGAGGGGGCCGCACCCGCGCCCAGGUGAGACCCUCCCUGGCGGCCGAGCCUCACGGAGGAGCAGCCAGGUGCCACGUUCUAGGACUGUCUGUAGGCCAAUUCUGCCCCAGGGACAGGAAAAUACUGCCCUGUAUUCGCUUUUCCCCACCAGCUGUUUGGAAGGCAAGCCGUGCUGCGUGAGGUGGUUAUUACUCACCGCGUGUCGGGACGUAGCGAUGACAAAGCAGCGGGGCCAGGACCCUUGCUUUAUGUCCCCAAGAGCCAUCACCCUGCACGGCGCGUCUCCCCACCCCCAAAAGGGCUCUGCUCGGCCCAGACAAACAUCUUACGCUCUAUUUGUUUUUGUGAUUCAAAAAUGAGUCACCCACUCCCGGCAAGAGUGUGCUGAGGGCUGCUGCCCAGGCGGUGGCUCUCCCUGAGGCCGCGGGUUCAGAGUCCGCCUUCUGCCGGCGCGUCAGUUCAUUCGGGCGCGAGAGACCCAAAAGCCUCCGGGCCAGACAGUCCUGUGUGUGAAUCCUGACUUGUGGCAUCUAAUUACUUCAUCUGAGACUCAGUUUCCUCGUUUAUAAAGCGAGGUUGAGGAGAGGCCUCCUUCAGGAGGCCGUUGGAGGAUUAAGUGGGAGAGGCUGGGGAUAUAGCAGGUGCUCUGGGAAUGUCACUUGACCCUUUCCAGCUCUGCUGGCCAGACUGCACCUCACCUCUGGGCCUGGGGUGGCACGCAGAGAGGGGAUUGGGUUCAUUAGAAGAAACCACAGCCCAGAGGGAGGGCGGCACUGGGACGAGAGGGGCACUCUCAUGGUCCAUGGCCCGCGUGCUGACAUUGGGAUUCCCCUCCCUGAACCCGACCCUUAUCCUCUGUCCUCUGGGACUCGAAUCACCUGCUCACCUAGAUCACAGGUCCCAGGCUCCCCAGCCUGCGGGCGGAUGUUAUUCUUCUGCUUCUCUCCCUUCCCCACCAGGGGCAGUCCGGAGUGGACACACGUUUGCAAAUACCUUCCAGAAUGAGGCCCAGUUCACCCUGACAGGCCCAGCAUGGGCACCUGGGGGCAAGGCAGGUGGCAGCAGUUACGACCCCCACGACCUGACCUACUCCGUGUCACAUACCCACCUAAGUUCCCGCAGGUACCGGGGUCCAUCUCUCCUGGGUUCCUUCCUUCAGCCAGUGGUCUGAUCUCACACAUGGUUUUGUUACUGUGGUUUGCACUUGACCUUCUUUCUGGUCUACGGCUGGGCCAGGCUGAGGCAGGACUGUAAGGAGGCCCUCCAGUCCUGGUGGGAGGCAGGCCGCCUCUCGCUCCACUUUCGCGAGGAGACAAUCCUCACCGAUCUCUCUCCUUCCACACAAAAGGGCUGCACUUCUUAAAUUUUUUUUAAUGCUUAUUUAUUUUUGAGAAAGGCAGAGACAGACUGUGAGCGGGGGAGGGGCAGAGAGAGAGGGAGACGCGGAAUCGGAAACAGGCUCCAGGCUCCGAGCCGUCAGCCCAGGGCCCGACGCGGGGCUCGAACUCACGGACCGCGAGAUCGUGACCCGAGCCGGAGUCGGAGGCUCCACCGACUGAGCCCCCCAGGCGCCCCAGGGGUGCCCUUCUUAAGUGUGAGGAGAGUUGCAUGGAAUUUAUGGAUUAUCUGGGGAGAAUCAAAUUCCCUACCAUACAAGGAUGUCCUGUCUCAGAGCGUG
Molecule: messenger RNA, 3911 nt
Organism: Neofelis nebulosa (Clouded leopard)
Lineage: Eukaryota; Metazoa; Chordata; Mammalia; Carnivora; Felidae
Exons: 3
Coding region: 96-1043 (315 amino acids)
Source: RefSeq, a predicted model, not a curated record